Molecule: messenger RNA, 5559 nt
Organism: Bolinopsis microptera
Lineage: Eukaryota; Metazoa; Ctenophora; Tentaculata; Lobata; Bolinopsidae
Product: E3 ubiquitin-protein ligase UBR2-like
Exons: 7
Coding region: 52-5439 (1795 amino acids)
Biological process (GO): ubiquitin-dependent protein catabolic process via the N-end rule pathway
Molecular function (GO): ubiquitin protein ligase activity; zinc ion binding
Source: RefSeq, a predicted model, not a curated record
AGUAUGAUUAUUACAAAUCAAAUAAUUUAGCAGUACAGAUUGAUAUGCUAAAUGGAUGAUGAGGAAGAUAACACAGUUACCGAGUUUGUAGCAACAUCUACCGCGCAGCUAUUUAAUGUCUACACUGCAACUGACCAUGCAGUGGAUCCUGAGGGCAAAGUGCUGCUCCAAUACAUAAAAUCAGUCCUGCUAGAAGCUCUCCACUCUGGUAAACCUCAUGAAGCUCUGUCUCGCGAGAUAGUGAGCACGUUGUCACGGCUCAUCUGCGCAGGUAAGAAUCCUGAAACAGAGCUGCCCCUUCUGAAGAAGGCACUUGGAGCUGGAGGUCCUUGUGGUAAGAUACUCCAGUACAAUGAGCCCACGUUUAGCUGUUUGGAGUGCGCGCUGGACCGCACCUGUGUCAUGUGUAUGGACUGUUAUUACGCGAGUCCGCAUCACACGGAGAAACACAACCUUCACGUCAACACUUCUCACGGUAGUGGAAUGUGUGACUGUGGGGAUGUAGAGGCUUGGAAAUAUGGUCACGCCUGCUCAGUACACGCUGGCAAAGGAGACGAGGAGGACGCUGCUGUGGAGAUGAAGCUGCCUCCUAAAGUCAGGAACAUUGCUACUAUUGUCUUCAAGGAAUUGUUAGAGCUGGCAAUGAAAGCGUUCAUUGAGAAGGGAGAGAGUUAUGAUGAACAGUUCGAGCUCCCCCUGGCAGUGUUACCAGCCUUUGGGGACUGUGUAGAUGCCAGUGACAGAUACGUAACAGUGAUCUAUAACGACGAAGUUCACAAUUUUGACGAGGUUAUCGCACAGUUCAAGCAGCUGCUGAAGAGUUCACACAGCGAAGCCUCUGCCUACGCCACGUCUAUCGACAGAGAAGGAAGGAUGCUGAUACGGACUGCGGGCAAGGAGGAAUGUCAGGAACUUACCAGACAGUUCCUCAGUUACAAACCUGGAGAACAUUCCAGAAUCAGAUUCAACAAGGAACCUUUAGUCACGAAAUCAAUGCCGGAGUUUGUGUUCGUUCUCCAGAAUAUCAUGGUGGACGUUGUGGACUGGUUGUCAGAUCUAGCUCGAUUAAAUGCAGCUUUCAAACGGAUCGCUUGUAACGUGAGUUUCAAAGAAGAAGACAACUCGGAGUGUUUUAUUGAGCGGGUAAUGUUACACGAACCUUACUUCUGGAAGAAAGUAAAGUGCGCCUGGCAUAACCUCUUCAUGUCAGCUUACUUCGGGGAUUCUCUCUACAAGAAGGAUAUUGGUGUGCUCUUCAUUAAGAAUUACAGCGCGGUCUUUAGGUCGUUUCUGGAGGAUGAUAAGGUCAGAGAGUUCCCCUACUGUAUAAUAUCGCUCACAGUCCAGCUCUUCACUGUGCCCUCCAUCUCCAAUAUCCUCAUGACAGAGUACUCCGCACUGGAAAUCAUCUUCAGGCAGUUCGUGGACUUCUACAGCAAGUUUGUUAAGCAGGAGUCUGGCAUCUCCAAGUUCCAGAACCUUCAGUCCAACUCUACAAUCUCUAAACGGCGCACACGGAUAAACCACGUGCUACUCGACGCUAAGUACAUUCUUACAAACAUUCCUGAUGAGAUUCCAUCCUCGACGGAGGACGCGUUUCUGGCGUUCUUGCAGCUGUUCGUGAACUUCAUUUCGUAUAUGCAGGAAAUGAACCCUCACAUUAGAGAAAGUGGUAACCACAUUCUCCGAGAGAAGGAGUGGGACCAGUACUUCAUCCUCGAGAUAUCUGAGAUAAGGCAGAUAAUGUCGUAUGUAGCACGGUGGUGCACGGCCACCCCACGUCUCUUUGUUAAGUCUCUGGAAAUCUUGAUUAAAGCGCAGCUGGAUAACAGUGAGAAGUUUGAGUUAUGUGACCCAACAGCUGUGACCUCUACAGUUUCCUUGGCAUCCCUCGUUCGCUCCCUGGGUGGUGGUCCACUUACUGCGCAGUGGGAGCAGCAGCACCGCCAACUAGGUGAUCAGCCUCUCUUUGCGCGCAAAAUGUGCUACGUUCAGCACGACAUGUUCAAAGAUCCCGUCUCAUUCCACAUCCCGGUGACCAGGUUGUUCUCCAUAGUGUUCUCUCACUUCCCCAAGUUUGACCUGCCACUAGAACUGCUUCUGAAGACCUUCACUCCAGAGGAACUGUUGGACCUACCUCUCCGGUCCAUCCUCCUUAGUCAGCAGAUUGAGGCGAGCAUGUGGAAGAGAAAUGGAACAACAAUGGAGAACCAGAGUAUGUGUUACAGAGAUCACUACAAGUCUAUAAUGUGGGACAAGGAUUUACUGGCGGUCCAGCUACUCCUCACACUCUGUCACCCAGAGGAUGCAAUACUGAAGAUCGUUCAAAAAUACAAGAUUGAGCCGUAUCUGGUGCUUCUCAGCUCCGAGACUAGCUAUGAUCCUCUUCUCAGAAUGGCUGAGGCUUUCUCUUCUCUUCUUCUCUACGUUAUUUGUGAGAGGUUUAGGCUGAACAUUAGUGAGGCGAAGGAGUGUGAUAUUAUUCGUAAAGAUGCUGUUCACAUCCUGGCCAUUAGUAACGUCCCCCGAAGUAAGAUAAUUAAAACUCUGGAGGCUAACUUUGACCAUUUUGAGGAAGACAUUACAAAGACUGACGAGAUUGAUGAGAUACUUGAUAUAAUAGCGGAGAAGAUCCCGGUGAAGGAUGGAGUGAAGACAAUGCUGAAACUGAAGCCAGAGUACUACAACGAGUUUACUCCCUUCUACUACCACUACUCUCAUGGACAAAGACAGAGUGCUGAGAACACCUACUAUCAGAGACAAGCUAACAACACUGAAGGGUUCAAACCUCCGCCUCUUCCUGGCUUCACUAAACUAACAAGGCAACUGAGACAUUACCUUACAUGUCCCAUCAUACAGCGCUUUAUCUACGUGGUGCUCAAGAGAUUCAACAGUGACACCUCCGCGCUCGUCUCAGACCUGCUCCUUCAUCAAAUUCUCUACUUGACCAUGUUCGGAGUGUUGGACGAACUGAACACCCCUGAUAAUCCUCUCCCGGUAAAGUUCUCUCACUGUCUAACAAGACCUGACAACCCAGCGUACCUGAUCCAGGAAGAGGGAGAGUGUUCUAUUGUAUCCCUCCUUAAAAACCUCCUUUCUGUGGACGUGAAGAGUGUUAACGAGAUAAAGCCUCUUAUCCGCUGGAUCUUGAAGACGUGUGAUAUUCUGACUGACACAGCCAGCACGCCCGAGGGAACAGAAAGUGAGACGAUUGUGGAAUCAUCCCCUAAAUCAGGAGCAGAUUCCCACAAGGAGAUGAUGAAGAAAAGACGCGAGCAUCUGAUGAAGAACUUUAAAACACAGCAAGCCAAGUUCAUGGUAGAGAACCAGGAAGCGUUUAAUAACAUUGCUGAGGAUGAGAACAAAACGGAAGAGGAACUGAUGGAGACAGGAGAGGAAACAGAGCACUUCGUGUGUGGUCCAAACAAGGGUCCAAUACCACGACCAGAGAGCAAUAUCCUGACCUGUAUCCUGUGUAAGGACAGUGAGAAGGUUAACACUGGUUACAGUACUAUGAUGUACGGGUGUUUGAUUGAGAAGAGUGUGGUGCUGAAGACGGAUAAAGAUAACGAGAUAUCAGAUGAUUACAGGAUGAGUUAUCUAGUAGGAGGAGAGAACCUGCAUAUCCAGUCAUGUGGUCACCCAAUGCAUCUCAAGUGUCUGCAGUCCAUCAUGAAGCUGUCUCCUGCUCUCCAACACCUCCUUACUAUGACCGGAGCUGAUAGGAACCGCUACUCCUUCUUCCUCCCCAAGGGAGAGUUCUCCUGUCCUUACUGUAAGAUGGCAGCUAACUGUGCUCUGCCAGUUGUGGGUUAUGAACCACGUGACGUUCAAGAUAUCUCCACUGAGGACUUCCUUAAAGAUGUGAUCUACAGUUUGGAAGCUAACAAUGAUAUAGAACUGAUGGAGCUGGAGUUCUCUGAGUCCCCUGCCACAAGGAGCCCUACAAUGCCAACUAUAGUUGGUUUAGAUCACUUGGCUGAUGCACAAAACUUCAUGGAAAUUCUCAGAGAUUCGAUGCUCCAUGACAGAAUCAACCGAAUGAGCGAAGAGCUGCCAGCAGCUGAAUCUCCUGGUCCUGACCAAGUGGACCCUGGUACUAAGUUUAAGGAGGACAUGAGACGGUUUUACCGGAGAGCAAAGAAUAUCCUGGACCAAGACGCUAUUGGAGCUAGGUGCUAUGCACCCUUCACUUUGAAGAUGAUAUCCUACACUUUCUCCAUGUUGGAGCGGAUACUGAGGGAGAAGCCCCUGUUAGCCGGGCUGGCCGAGUACCAAGAGGGAUUCUUCGAGUCUUUCCUCCAUUCUCUUCACAAGAGCAUGACGCUCAAUGACCACCUCUACAACCAGGAACUCACUCGGGAAUUGCUCUACGUUUUCUCCGCUCAGGUCUCAGAUAGUGUAGAUUUACCCAGUAUCCUCAACACUGAUAUCUUCACUGUGUUCGUCGCUGCGAGGUUCGUUAUCUUCAACGAAAGUAAGAGUUACGACAGUGCAAUGGUUGAGUUGUGUGUCAUUGCAAAGAUCAUCAAGAUCCUACUGUCAGUGUCCCCGGACGAUCUUGUUGGAGCUGACACUGGUGCUGAUGACAGUGAUGCUAUUCAGCUAGCUACUUUGUGGGGCUAUGUUAGGAAAAUGUGCGGGCUCAGUUCCACUGAUGAUCCCUUUAAGUGCCCAACUUAUCUGGUGUCUAAAGUACAGCUCAAUCUACUUCCUCUCCUCAGAAAGUUGGCGCUCUUCCUCAGAUACGCCACUUCCAUUACAGGCUGUGCUGCAAUGAAGGAGAUACAGAGCCCACAGGGAGAGUUUAAUCUGCUUAUGCGUUAUCUCAACAUCUCGUCUCUCACCAACCUUCUUACUAUCGAUCCAGGCUACAAGCUGGAUCUCAUCCAAAAGUGGUGCCGGUCUUUGAACAGGGACAAGUUUAUGGCAACUGUAGAGGUGAAUAAAACGAAAAGGGAAGCAAAACUGAUCGAUUUACCUACAAAUUUCGUCGAUUUAUUGGUGAAGGCAUCCAAAUACACCUGCCCUAAGAUCAAGUUUGGUAAAAUCCAGACGACGGCAGUUUGUCUAAUUUGCGGGGAUUUGGUCUGCUUCCAGAGCUAUUGUUGUCAGGAAUCUAUAGGCGACAGUAACUUCGGACCGUGCAACAUGCAUGCUCACCGUUGCAGCGGAGAUUUGGGAGUUUUCCUGACCCUGGAAAAAUGUCAGGUUCUCUUUCUCCCCCUCAGGACUCAGGGUAUUUUCAUUAACGGACCUUAUGUUGACAAAUACGGAGAAGGAUAUAAAUACACUAAGAAUAAGGCACUGACUUUGUCCCCUCAAAUCUACCGUAAGAUAGAAAUGAUGUGGAUCAGGCAUGAGAUUAGACCAAUGGUAGCACGGAAUAGCGAGGGGUUGGGUUUCUCCAGAAUUGAACAGAUCGGCCUUAUGUACUGAAACUUUCGUUUUUGGGAUGUAUAUUUUGUGAUACAACUUCUCGUGAUGCAUUCAACUUAUAGUUUUAAUCACUUUAACUUAAUUGUGUAUAUUGAUUGUUUGGUUUUGCAUUUCCAUUCA